AUGACUACCAGAGUUGCCAGUCACGCCGGAUCAUGGUACUCAUCCAGAGGUACUACGCUGUCGAACGAGCUUGAUAAGUGGCUUGCACAAGUCUCGGCUUCGAUCGGCGGAACACAGCUGCCAGUCCCAGGCGCAAGAAUCAUCAUUGCGCCACAUGCAGGCUAUUCAUAUUCCGGUCCUGCCGCAGCUUGGGCAUACAAGUCUCUUGAUCUCUCAAAUGCCAAACGCAUCUUCCUCCUUGGUCCUUCCCACGCUCUCUACCUUCCGGGAUGUGCAACAUCGAAGCAUGGGAAAUAUGCCACGCCUCUUGGAGAUCUGAUCAUUGAUACUGUGACUGUGAAAGAGCUGCAAGAUACUGGGAAGUUUGACAAGAUGAGCACGAAUGCGGAUGAGACGGAGCACAGCCUGGAGAUGCACCUUCCAUACAUCUACAAGAUGCUCUCGCAGUCCUUCAAAUCAGCUGCCGAAUAUCCCCCUCUCGUUCCAAUUCUGGUUGGAAACACAAAUGCGGAUGCUGAGAAGUCGUAUGGAAAGAUUCUUGCACCAUAUCUUGCAGACCCAACAUCAGUCUUUGUCGUCUCGUCAGAUUUCUGUCACUGGGGUCUACGCUUCCAAUACACUUACUACCUUCCAGCUUCGCCCUCAUCGGCAGCUGUAAGCUCAGACGGCGGAUAUUCGCUGAAGAAAAGAGACAAGGAUCCUACAAAUCCACCCAUCCACGAGAGUAUUGGACGUCUUGACAAGCUUGCCAUGGACGCGAUCGAGACUGGCAAACAUGACGAAUUCUUGGGCAAUUUGAGAGAGACUGGCAACACUGUCUGUGGAAGACACCCAAUAGGUGUGAUGAUGGCUGCUAUAGAAGUGUUGGAGAAAGAGGGUAAGGUUGAAGGACAGGAAAAGGGCAAGUUCAAAUUCGUGAGAUAUGAGAGAAGCAGUGAGGUCGAAGAGAUCAGUGACUCCUUGGAUACGAUACUCGGCGACUCCGGUUUUGAGGCCAAAAACCCAGAUGGAUAUAUGAUGGCAAUUCCGCUCAAUUCCCUCCCCAGAAAGCCCGGCCGUGAAAUAUUCCGAGACCUGACUGCUUCACAUGUCCAUUGGCGCGGCUGGAAGACCUUCAGUGGACCUGGUCCAUGA
Molecule: messenger RNA, 1134 nt
Organism: Cadophora gregata
Lineage: Eukaryota; Fungi; Ascomycota; Leotiomycetes; Helotiales; Ploettnerulaceae
Exons: 3
Coding region: 1-1134 (377 amino acids)
Source: RefSeq, a predicted model, not a curated record